This is a messenger RNA of Durusdinium trenchii, 525 nucleotides long. The record is from the annotation of a GenBank genome assembly. NCBI's taxonomy places the organism in Eukaryota, Dinophyceae, Suessiales, Symbiodiniaceae.
AUGUCUCUCAUGGCCAGUUGCGAUGGCCAGCUUUGGAGCAAAGCCUUGCAGGGUUACGGCUCGGCCUUACGUCAGCUGGCCAGCCGAAAGCAGGAUCCUUCGAAGCUGGAAGCUCUGGAUGAAUGGUUUCAAAAGACGGAGCCCAAGAAGGACAAGGCUUAUUUGCUGAAAGUCUUGGAGUGGAAGCUCACGCGCGGCACCUUCCGUCCGGGUUUACUGCAGAAAGCCCAGCUCAACAGCGAGGAGGAAGUGAAGCGCUGCUUCCAGCGCCUUGGGUGGACGCUCCGAGGUCGCUCCGUCACGAUCCGUGGUCCUCCCCAGGCGCUCACGAGCCUCCAGGGCGUCGGCCCGGUCACCGCUUCGGCGCUGCUCUGCCGGGCGACGCCUCAGCGGGUGGCCUACAUGUCCGACGAGGCUGUCCUUGGCUCCGGGCUCUUCAAGAGGGCCGCAGACAUCAAGCGGCUCGGACCCUUCGGUUCACAGGCUUCGAUCCGGGGAUUUCCCGUUGCCGGCAGAAAUGGGUAG